Messenger RNA from Aspergillus calidoustus, 231 nucleotides. The record is from the annotation of a GenBank genome assembly. Lineage: Eukaryota; Fungi; Ascomycota; Eurotiomycetes; Eurotiales; Aspergillaceae.
AUGGCGCAGUUCACGGGGGAAAUGAGCGGACACGCGGCGACGACUCCAACUCGACUCCCAAAGCAAAGGGGCUCUCGCAACGAUCAAAACACUCGGGUUCUCGACAACACGACUUGGAAGCCAGAACAACCACAGCGAGGGAGAAUCCAGCCGACUCCACGAAAUCCCCCCGACCUCUCAGCUUUGAGCCUGCACACCCUCGAACAGGACUGGUGCAUCCAGCUAAUUUAA